Strongylus vulgaris is the source of this 477-nucleotide messenger RNA. NCBI's taxonomy places the organism in Eukaryota, Metazoa, Nematoda, Chromadorea, Rhabditida, Strongylidae. The record is from the annotation of a GenBank genome assembly.
UUUCUGAACAUAAGAGCUGGCGACAAAUCCGAGGGUAACUUCGGCAUUUGGGACCAAGCGAUGGCUCUUCAAUGGAUCCAAUCUAAUAUCAAGCAGUUUGGAGGAGACCCGAAUAGAGUUACCUUAAUGGGAGAAUCAGCAGGAGGAGCUGCGGCUAGUUUGCUGGCGCUUAGUCCCAAAACUCAAGGUUUCUAUAUUAUACUUAACAGUCUCGCUCAGCAAGCGAUUAUAAUGAGCGGGUCAGCUACAGCUGGCUGGGCGAUUCACAGACACGGAACUCCAGCAUGGAACUUGGAGAACCUGAUUAGCUAUUUGAGGUGUCAAAAGUUGAUAAGUGGCGACUAUACAUAUGAAGUAAUAGGUGACGAAUACACCCCAGAGGAUUUGGCGCAAAAGAAAUGUAACUAUCAAACGGAACUCGUCUCAUGUUUGAAUGUAAGCUCUGAAUAUUCUUGGCUCAAGUGGCUGCUGCCAUGA